This is a messenger RNA of Chironomus riparius, 2101 nucleotides long. The record is from the annotation of a GenBank genome assembly. Lineage: Eukaryota; Metazoa; Arthropoda; Insecta; Diptera; Chironomidae.
UUACUAACAUACAGCUAGCAAAAUUUUCAUAUCCAAUUUGUAAAUUAGAUAAUUAUAGUAAAUUUACAACCCAAGUAACGGUCGGAAGAGGGUAGUCAUCGAGUGAUGGGAUCAGAUAGCGAAGAUUCGGAUGAAGAAGGAGGCUUAGGAAAUGUCAAUCGACUGAUUAUUCGACCACAUGGACAUAGUGGAAAGGCAAAGAAAGGUCAUCUGUGCUUUGAUGCUGCAUUUGAGACUGGAAAUUUAGGGAAUGUAUUAUUGAUUAAUGAAUACGAAUAUGACCUUUGUCUUCGUCCCGACACUUGCAAUCCACGCUACCGCUUCUGGUUUAACUUUACUGUCGACAACUGUAAGCAAGAUCAACGUGUCAUAUUUAACAUUGUAAAUUUAAAUAAGAAUAAUAAUCUCUUCAAUCAACGAAUGACCCCGCUUGUAAAAUCAACAUCACGCCCGAAAUGGCAACGACUGCCAAAGGAGCACGUCUUUUAUUAUAAAUCGACAAUUCAUCAACAGCACUAUGUGUUGAGUUUCGCAUUUAUUUUUGAUCGUGAAGAUGAUGUUUAUCAGUUUUCAUUGACCUAUCCAUACUCAUAUUCGAGACUUCAAUCUUAUUUGUCUGUUUUGGAGCAGAAAUUUCCACUUCAACGGGAUGCAUUGGCUUAUAGUGUUCAGCAACGAAGAUUAGAAUUGAUUACAUUUGAUGAUGUUAAAAAACCUGAAGCUCUUGAGCCUGGAAAGAAUCAAAUACGUGUUGUAGUUAUUUUAGCAAGAAUUCAUGCUAGUGAAUCACCAACAUCUUAUGUCGUUCAAGGACUUAUUGAAUUCCUUGCUAUUGCCAAUCAUCCAAUUGCUAAAUUAUUACGUGAAAAUGUCGUCUUUAAAAUUCUUCCAAUGAUGAAUCCUGACGGAGUCUUUUUGGGGAAUAAUCGUGUCAAUUGCUUAGGACAUGAUCUCAAUCGUAAUUGGAAUAAUAUUUCCUUUUAUACCCAUCCAACCUUAUCAGCUACAAUGGACAUGCUUAAAGAAUUCGAUACAUCGGAAUGCUAUCAGUUGGAUUUUGUAAUUGACAUACAUGCGCACUCUACAUUCAUGGGAUGUUUCGUAUAUGGAAAUGCAUAUGAGGAUGUUUAUCGAUACGAACGUCAUCUCGUAUUUCCAAAAUUGUUUGCCAGUCGUUGUGCUGACUUUCAAAAUGACAAUAUGAUUUUUAAUGCUGAUGAUCGUAAGCAAGGAACAGCACGUCGUUAUUUGUGUAAUCGAUUGAGUGAAAAUGUUAAUGUCUAUACAUUACAAGUGUCGAUGAAUGGAUAUUUUAUUAAGGGAACAAACAUUGCAACACCAUACACUGAGGCUGACUAUAUGAAAGUGGGAAGGAAUUUAGCACGUUCGUUAUUGGAAUAUUAUAGAUUCACAAAUAUUCUUCCCAUUCCACCACUUAUGGAAAUAAUCACGAAACGAAGGGGAAGACCGAAAACUCAUCGACCACGACGUAAAAUCAAGAAUAUUUACCCUCUCCGACCAAAAACAACACGCGAGAAUGCUCCAAUUAAUUACACUGACUUAUCAAUUUGUUAUGACAGUGACACAUCCGUUGGGGAGAAUUUAUCCCCCGUUCGAUAUCCGUUCCAUAGCCACUUUAUGCUGCAGCAUAAUCGAUUACGAUUCAUUCAGACUCAAAGUGAUCCAUUUCCAUCACUAAAGCUAGCUAAUCUUGAGUUAAGUCCAAAGCACAAGAAGAAGCAUGCACCAGCAUCAACAAUAUCUGAAAAUUGUCCUUCAAAAGCUGAAACAUUUAUGGUACCGCCAAAAUCGUACGUAUCGGUAAUUGACUUUAAUCUUUUAACCCGCGGAGGGCUAGAAGAAGCAACACAAAAGACUUCUGAGAAGGUAUGCGCACAUCACUAUCAAAAAUUGAAUCGAUCUAAGAAUUCCAAGUAAAUCCUCAAUUUAAUUCCUUUAGUUAUCUUAUAUUAAUUUGUGCAUUUAUUUUUGGUGGUUCCAUUCACAAAUGACAAUGAAAACAUAAGUUAGGUCAUUUGUGGACGACCCGUAGGGGAAAAUUUAAAUGAUAAUAAAUGAAAUUGUAGAUUUUUUAUUUGUG